GGAGGGCGAACUGAGAAAGCGAGUAUCCCACCCACCCCCAGGCUGGUGUUCCUCUGCAACCCCUGCGCCGCUUGCCCCGGCCCGAGUCCCUCGCCUUGCUCGCUAGCCCGGUCCAGCCCGGUCACUAUGGAGCUCUGGCUUUGGCCGUCGGGCGGCGCCUGGCUGCUCGUGGCUGCCCGCGCGGUGCUCCAGCUGCUGCGCUCAGACCUGAGUCUGGGCCGCCCGCUACUGGCUGUGUUGGCACUGCUGGCCGUGCUCGACUGGCUGUGCCAGCGCCUGCUACCCCCGCCAGCCGCACUCGCCGUGCUAGCCGCCACCGGCUGGAUCGCGUUGUCCCGCUUGGCGCGCCCGCCACGCCUGCCCGUGGCCACUCGCGCGGUGCUCAUCACCGGCUGUGAUUCUGGUUUUGGCAAGGAGACAGCCAAGAAACUGGACGCCAUGGGCUUCACGGUGCUGGCUACUGUGUUGGAGUUGAAUGGGCCCGGUGCCCUAGAGCUGCGUGCCUGCUGUUCCUCUCGCCUGAAGCUGCUGCAAAUGGAUUUGACCAAGCCAGCAGACAUCAGCAGGGUGCUGGAGUUCACUAAGGACCACACCACCAGCACAGGUCUGUGGGGUCUAGUCAACAAUGCAGGCCUCAAUGACAUAGUGGCGGAUGUGGAGCUGUCUCCUGUAGCUACAUUCCGCAACUGCAUGGAGGUGAACUUUUUUGGUGCCCUUGAGCUGACUAAGGGCCUCCUGCCGCUGCUACGUCGCUCCAGGGGCCGCAUUGUGACCGUGGGCAGCCCUGCAGGAGACAUGCCCUAUCCAUGCUUGGCAGCUUACGGGACCUCCAAGGCAGCUAUGGCAUUGCUAAUGGAUGCUUUCAGCUGUGAACUCCUUCCCUGGGGGGUCAAGGUUAGCAUCAUCCAGCCCGGCUGCUUCAAAACAGAGUCUGUGAAAAAUGUGAGCAACUGGGAGCAACGCAAGCAACUGCUGUUGGCCACCAUGCCCCGGGAGCUGCUGCAGGCCUAUGGCGAGGACUACAUUGAGCACUUGCACGGGCAGUUCCUGGACUCACUCCGCCUGGCGCUGCCUGACCUCAGCCCGGUGGUAGACGCCAUCGUUGAUGCGCUGCUGGCGACUCGGCCACAACGCCGCUAUUACCCAGGCCGUGGCAUGGGGCUCAUGUAUUUCAUCCACUUCUACCUGCCAGAGAGCUUGCGGCGCCGCUUCCUGCAGUUGUUCUUCAUCAACCCCUGCCUGCCUCGUGCACUGCGGCCUGGCCAGCCCGGUGCUACCCUUACCCAGGACCCCAACCCCAAUCCCAUCCCAGACCCUUCCCUGGCAGGAGCUCGAUGAGCUGCUCCAGCAUGGGAGGUCCCAUGAGCCCUUGCCCUUCCCCUGGGCACGACAACUCCCUAGAGCCUGGUCUAAAGAACUCCAGUCCCCAACUGCCCCGCCUGGCCCAGGCCCAGCGAGGCUGUUUCUCAGUGAGCUGCUGGGUCCCGCUUCUGCUUCAUGAGCCUGUGUAGCCAGUUUAGGGCACAAUGCUCCCCGCUGCAGUUUCGAGAUCCCAGCUGGAUGGGGAGUAUGCUGUACAACUUCACUGGAGCCUUUGGCAGAACACUGCCAACUGGCAACUCUGCAAACUAAGGGACAACUGGGUGGGCUGGGGACCCCCCUCAGGAUUCUUUCUGGGCAACAGUGCCUCAGUGCUGCAAUAGGAAAACUCCUACUAUCUCUUGACUGGCUCAAGAAUUAGGGUCCCAGUGCCCACCCCCUCCCAAGUCACAGGGAUGCUGCCUACCCUACUUGUCUGAUGGCUACUUUUUAAAUAAAGAUACAUUUUUAUUUCUCCUACAAUGA
Molecule: messenger RNA, 1845 nt
Organism: Ochotona princeps (American pika)
Lineage: Eukaryota; Metazoa; Chordata; Mammalia; Lagomorpha; Ochotonidae
Gene: HSD11B2
Product: hydroxysteroid 11-beta dehydrogenase 2
Exons: 5
Coding region: 127-1338 (403 amino acids)
Molecular function (GO): oxidoreductase activity
Source: RefSeq, a predicted model, not a curated record